CCCCUCAAGAAUAUCAAACUCACAAAGCAAAAACAAAAGCCAACCCACCCUUUUGACCUCUCUCAUCUCCCUCCCUCUCCCUCUCUUAGCUUUGAAGUAGUAAAACUAUGGAAUCUCCAUUGGAGAAGAUGGAGAUGGAGAGGAGGAAGAAGAAGGUGAGCUUUGGCACGAUACUUAGGUAUGCUGAUUGGGCAGAUGUGGUGUUGAUGGUGAUGGGGACGGUUGGGGCAAUUGGAGAUGGGAUGUCUACAAACAUCUUGCUUGUGUUCGCCAGCCGCCUUAUGAACAGCCUGGGAUAUGGUCAGAACCAAGCAGAUCGAAGCAGCUUCAUGGCUGAAGUCGAAAAGUGCAGCUUAUCAUUUGUGUACUUGGGACUGGCAGUCAUGGUGGUGGCAUUCAUGGAGGGUUAUUGUUGGAGCAAAACAAGUGAGAGGCAAGUGCUGAAGAUUAGGUACAAGUACCUGGAGUCGAUUCUGAGGCAGGAAGUUGGCUUCUUUGACUCACAGGAAGCCACCACUUCUGAGGUCAUCAACAGCAUCUCCAAGGACACUUCCCUCUUUCAGGAAGUCCUCAGUGAAAAGGUACCAACAUUCCUGAUGCACAGCUCGGUGUUCAUCUCCGGCCUCGCCUUCGCCGCCUACUUCUCGUGGCGGCUGGCCGUCGUCGCCUUCCCGACGCUCCUCCUCCUCAUCAUCCCCGGUCUCAUCUACGGCAAGUACCUCAUCUUCCUCUCGCGAAAAUCCACCGCCGAGUACGCCGCGGCGAACGGCGUCGUCGCGCAGGCCCUGGGAUCCAUCAAGACCGUCUACUCCUUCACCGCCGAGAGGCGCAUCGCCGACGGCUACUCCGCCAUCCUCGAGCGGACCAUGAGGCUCGGGAUCCGGCAGGGGAUCGCGAAAGGGCUCGCCGUCGGCAGCAUGGGCUUGUCUUUCGCGAUAUGGGCGUUCAUCGCUUGGUACGGCAGCCGGCUGGUGAUGUAUAAAGGAGAGAGCGGCGGCCGGAUCUACGCCGCCGGCAUUUCCUUCAUCUUGAGCGGACUGUCUCUGGGAAUCGCGCUCCCCGAUCUGAAGUACUUCACCGAAGCUUCGGUCGCCGCCGGGAGAAUCUUCAGCCGGAUCGACCGAGUUCCGGAGAUCGACUCCGAAGGCACCAAAGGGCUCGUCCUCGACAAAAUCCGCGGCGAAAUUCAAUUCGACCGCGUCAGCUUCACUUACCCUUCGCGCCCCGACGCCGCAGUACUCACCGACUUCAACAUCCGCGUCGAUGCGGGAAGGACCGUCGCCCUCGUCGGUGCCAGCGGGAGCGGCAAAUCCACCGCGAUCGCCCUGCUCCAGCGGUUCUACGACGUCACCGGCGGGGCGGUGAAGGUAGACGGCGUCGACAUCAGGACGCAGAACUUGAAAUGGAUGAGAGGGCAGAUGGGUCUGGUCAGCCAGGAGCACGCCCUGUUCGGGACGUCGAUCAAGGAGAACAUCAUGUUCGGGAAGCUCGACGCUUCGAUGAACGAGGUGGUGGCCGCGGCCACGGCGGCGAAUGCUCACGGUUUCAUCAGGCAGCUUCCUGAGGGAUACGAAACCAAGGUUGGUGAGAGAGGGGCGCUUCUCUCAGGUGGGCAGAAGCAGAGAAUUGCAAUUGCGAGAGCUAUCAUAAAGAACCCGGUGAUUCUGUUGCUCGAUGAAGCGACGAGCGCCCUUGAUUCGGAGUCCGAAAAGGUGGUUCAAGAUGCUCUGGAUCAAGCCUGCAUGGGAAGAACGACACUGGUGGUGGCUCACAAGCUCUCUACGAUCAGGAACGCAGACCUCAUUGCAGUGGUUAGCAACGGUUCUGUAAUCGAAACAGGCUCACAUAAUGACCUCAUCAACACAACAAAUGGCCACUAUGCAAAACUCGCCAAAAUGCAGAGGCAAUUCAGCUGCGAUGAACAGAACCCCGAUACUCGUGUUUCUUCAGUCACAAGAAGCAGCGCUGGUCGGCUUAGCACAGGGAAAUCAAGUCCAGCAUUCUUUGCUUCGCCGUUACCAGCAAUCGACAGUCCGAAACCUGUGUUGUCUCACCCACCACCUUCAUUCUCUCGGCUACUCUGUUUGAAUUUGCCAGAAUGGAAGCAAGCCCUGAUGGGAAGCCUCUCGGCGGUAGCCUUUGGAGGCGUUCAGCCUUUCUACGCCUUGACAGUUGGUGGAAUGAUUUCGGCUUUCUUUGCACCAAGCCAUGAGGAAGUGAAUGCUAGAAUUCGAACGUACUCCUUGAUAUUUUGUUCACUUUCUCUAGUUUCCAUCAUCCUGAACCUUGUGCAGCACUACAAUUUUGCGUAUAUGGGAGAGAGGCUUACAAAGAGAAUCCGGCUGAGGAUGUUAGAAAAGAUCCUGACUUUUGAGGCUGCUUGGUUCGAUGAAGAGCAGAACUCAAGUGGAGCAUUAUGUUCUCGACUAAGCAACGAGGCCUCCAUUGUUAAAUCCCUAGUUGCAGAUAGAGUCUCUCUCCUAGUACAAACCACUUCAGCUGUCACCAUUGCCAUGAUCAUGGGACUAGUGGUGGCUUGGAAGCUUGCACUCGUGAUGAUUGCGGUCCAGCCACUCACAAUUCUAUGUUUCUACACCCGCAAAGUUCUUCUCUCCACCAUCUCGACAAAGUUCGUCAAGGCUCAGAAUCAAAGCACCCAAAUUGCUGUGGAAGCAGUUUAUAAUCACAGAAUUGUUACCUCAUUUGGAAGUGUGGGGAAGGUGCUCGAACUUUUUGAUCAAGCUCAGGAGGAGCCGAGGAGGGAGGCAAGGAAGAAAUCAUGGAUGGCUGGAUUCGGAAUGGGUUCAGCUCAGUGUCUAACUUUCAUGUCCUGGGCUCUUGACUUCUGGUAUGGAGGGACGCUGGUGGAGAAGGGAGAGAUAUCAGCAGGAGCUGUGUUCAAAACGUUCUUCAUCCUUGUAAGUACUGGAAAAGUCAUAGCCGAAGCUGGAAGCAUGACCUCUGAUCUAGCCAAGGGUUCAGCAGCUGUCGCUUCAGUGUUCAAGAUACUGGAUAGGCAAUCCUUGAUUCGCAAUGAGAGCGACGGAACCAAGCUGGAAAAGAUCACGGGAAAAAUAGAGAUGAAGAGGGUUGAUUUUGCAUAUCCAGGAAGGCCAGAGAUAUUGGUGCUUAACCAAUUCAGCCUGGAAGUAAAGCCUAGCACUAGCAUUGGUCUAGUAGGGAAGAGUGGAUGUGGGAAAUCGACUGUGAUUGGAUUGAUCCAAAGGUUCUAUGAUGUCGAGAAAGGGUCAGUAAAGGUCGAUGGAGUUGACAUUAGAGUCCUGGACAUCCAAUGGUACAGGAGGCACACCGCCCUUGUGAGCCAAGAACCAGUGAUCUACUCGGGCAGUAUUCGAGAUAACAUAGUGUUUGGUAAGCCUGAUGCAUCCGAGAAUGAGGUGGUGGAGGCUGCAAGAGCUGCCAAUGCUCACGAAUUCAUCUCGUCGUUGAAAGAAGGCUACGAGACCGAAUGUGGCGAGCGAGGGGUGCAGCUAUCUGGAGGUCAAAAGCAGAGAAUAGCAAUUGCAAGGGCCAUAAUUCGCAACCCCACAAUCCUACUUCUCGACGAGGCAACGAGCGCUCUUGAUGUGCAAUCGGAGCAAGUGGUGCAAGAAGCACUGGACAGGAUCAUGGUGGGAAGAACAACAAUUGUGGUGGCUCAUAGGCUGAACACGAUCAAGAACCUGGAUUCGAUUGCCUUUGUUGCUGAUGGGAAAGUGGUGGAGCGCGGAACCUAUGCUCAGUUAAAGAACAAGAAAGGUGCUUUCUUUAACCUCGCCAGCCUCCAAAACUAGGUCUAGUAGACAUUUAUUUGGAUAUUUAGGUGUGCGUAUGUGUGUUCAUAGGAAACGGCUGAUAACAAUGAAUCAACGUGAGAG
Molecule: messenger RNA, 3878 nt
Organism: Linum tenue
Lineage: Eukaryota; Viridiplantae; Streptophyta; Magnoliopsida; Malpighiales; Linaceae
Source: the annotation of a GenBank genome assembly